Molecule: messenger RNA, 2030 nt
Organism: Diachasma alloeum
Lineage: Eukaryota; Metazoa; Arthropoda; Insecta; Hymenoptera; Braconidae
Exons: 2
Coding region: 1011-2030 (339 amino acids)
Source: RefSeq, a predicted model, not a curated record
CCAUGAGAUGCAGUAAAUGCGGAAUGAAUGUUGAUCAAUAUGAAAAAUAUUAUUUUUAUGUUGUUUGAGCCUUUUAUCAUUUCGAUUCAUAAUUUUCUCCUAUCCUUAGUAUGACCAAUCUUUCUUCCAUGGAUCCUUGGAUUAUGUGAUAAGCGAGCAGGUUCCUGAAGUAUCAUUUCCUUUGUUAAUACUUCUAAUAUUCACUUGUACUAAUGAGCCUUCACCGAAAAAUUUUCCUACCUUUCACCUCCUAAGUGCAUGCUGUUUGAUUAUUUUAUAUUAGGGGAGAAGAUUCUCAGGGUCUGAAAAAGUAAUGUUUCUUACUCUGAUGUAGAAAUCUCGCCAAGCCUACGAUUUUUACUCGUCAAACCUGAUUCUACCAUGACCAACGACACUCAAUGCAACACUAGAGAAAGUCCUUUGUUCUCCUGGACUGACUGGAGUUGUAGAAAAAUUGCGGGAAUUUGGAAAACGAAUGGAUGAGAAAGAAAAGUACGUCAUCAUCAUCUGGGAUGAAAUGAAUUUGCAAUUACACGUUCAGCAUGACAAGAGGUCUGACACACUUCUGGGCUUCGAAGAUUGGGGGUACAGACGUACUCCUAAUUUUGCAGAUCAUACUCUGAUCCUGUAUGUAGAUCACACCUGACCUGAAACAGUGCAUAAAAUUCGUUACCGAACAGGUACACAAAGCAGGCUUCCAUGUGAAAGUUUCUGUUUGUGACCAGUCUUCUUCAAACAGGAUAAUAAUAAAUGAGCUUACCGCCGAGUCGAAUAAAAUCCGAAAGGCUAAAGGAGAUCGUGACCGUUUUGUUGGUGCAUUUGACGUCGAGCCUAUCAAAAAAGAUGAAGCCGUGAACAUAGCACGAGCUUUGAGGCUAUUUAAUGAUAUUUUCGACUCCUUCAAUGGAAAACUACCACCGACAGCUAGUAAUCCAUCACUCAGGAGUAUUGUUUUCUCCGACAGCCCACACCAUGAGUUCUGGGAUCAAGCUUUAUGCGAACUACGUAGAAUGCGUUAUAUCGAUCCUGUUUCGCGUUCGAAACCAAAAAACCCAGAUUACGCGUUAUCAGGAAUCAUCAUGACAAUCGAAGCACUUCAAAAGUUGUGGGAGUUCCUACAAACAAAAGGAUUUACUGAACUCAUUGCCAAACACAUAAGCCAGGAUAUUCUAGAAAAUUUCAAUGGGGGUAUCCGUUCAUAUGGAGGUCUCCGCUCUAGUCCUUCGUGUUGGCAAUUUAUGGGAAACUAUAGAGCAUUGCUCAUAUCAAAUUUAUCAAAGGUAAAAAAAAAUGGAUUUAACUGUGAACAAAGUUGUGACGGGGAUCUUCUAUUUACACUUGAGGGUUUCAUAACAGAAGAUCGUCUAGAGGCAGCUGAAGGCCCCAGGAUCAUAGUAGCUGUGGAUAAAGAAGAUGAACUUCCAGCUUACUUCACAGAUACUCAGAUUGCUCGUCUCAGUGGUGAGGAGGAACUAGAAACUAAUCUCACUGAUUCUGCUGAUAAAAUUAAAGAAAAAUUAUUGCGGAAUCCUUUGUUGAAAGAAAUUAUUGACGACUGCUGCAACUGUCGACGAGGAUUUCUGAGACCACAAGCAAGCAAUAACAAGAAAUCAAAUUUCGACAUAAUAUGCCAACAAAUACAUAAGUGUUUAUUCAUAAUAAUAACGAAAGUAUAUUUUUGGCAAUCGAUAACGACAGUGUUGAUAAAGAGGGUAUUGGAUGAUGUUAAGGACACCUGGUUAUUCUGUGAACGCAGUGACCAUCGUAGGUCUCUCCACCACGAAAUCGUGAAAAUCUCCACGGAACGCUUCAUUCCAAAUUGGGUGACUAUGAUAAACAGGCACUUGAUGGGGACAGCCAACAACAUGAGGGAUUAUCCCGGGUGUCAGCAGGCUGUUCAAAUGUAUGAGAGGACCCACUCACGUACUUCAAAAAAAAACCUCCCGGUGGGAUAUAUUCCUUUCACUUAUCAACUUAUUUUUUUUUCUCAAAUGGGCUACCCUAAAUGCCACUUAUUAAACUGGAGUUGA